AUGAGUUUUCAAGAUCUUAAAGCAGGACGACCGAUAAAUUCAAAGCGAGGUCUUCUAAACAGCAAUCAAGAUCCUACGCAAGUCGUUGCUUCUGGUAUUUUUCAGAUUAACACUGCUGUUUCUACUUUCCAUAGACUUGAAUUAGAAUUGAUUACUGCAAUGACCAUUUCAGACGGAAGACAAACGGAAGACAAGACUACACAUUACACAAUUAAACUGGCUAAUGAUUUUCAAUUAGUUUUGCAAGAGUUUCAAAAAGCUCAAAGGCUUGCAGCUGAAAAGGAGACUGCAAUUACUUUUACCCAGCUGGACGAUCGCCGAGCCAGGUUUUUGACAAUCGAUGAUUAUGUUCGCUGGUUCUUCCUAUUCUGUGACGCCACUAUUUCUAUGCAAAUUUCACAUCUGUUUCAGGUUUCUUGA
Molecule: messenger RNA, 420 nt
Organism: Impatiens glandulifera
Lineage: Eukaryota; Viridiplantae; Streptophyta; Magnoliopsida; Ericales; Balsaminaceae
Product: syntaxin-23-like
Exons: 5
Coding region: 1-420 (139 amino acids)
Biological process (GO): vesicle-mediated transport
Cellular component (GO): membrane
Source: RefSeq, a predicted model, not a curated record